Aspergillus nidulans FGSC A4 is the source of this 702-nucleotide messenger RNA. RefSeq lists its product as uncharacterized. Bases 1 to 702 code for a protein of 233 amino acids. NCBI's taxonomy places the organism in Eukaryota, Fungi, Ascomycota, Eurotiomycetes, Eurotiales, Aspergillaceae. The record is from RefSeq and is a predicted model, not a curated record. The transcript is spliced from 2 exons.
AUGUCUACGAAAAAUGAAGUCUACUGCCCCUUCUGCAAUGCCCCCGCAGUUGACAACUGUUACGGCGAGCACUUGCUUGACCCAGCCACCACGCCUGACAGCCCCGAGCUCGCUAGGGCCCUCUACACAUCCAUGUCUACUCUCAUGUCUUCGAGUUUAGCAGCAGAAGAUCCCAGGAACGCCGAUGCUACCUACCCAGGGGAGAUCACCGAGACGCAGUUUCGGGUCGAAACGGACCAAGACAUCCAAUUUAACGGCACAGGCCUCUCUUCCUACCAGGCCGUUAGUAAAGACUCUGAGUCCAAUACCGCUGAGAUAGGAGCUAAUAUUGACAAUUCUCCAUUGCAAGCGAACAUAGGCCCACAGCGCAAGCGCUCCAAGUCGGAUCCAAACAUGACUGCCGUGGCAAUCGAGAAGUAUACUGCUGAGCUAACGGAUACCCAGGCCAGGGCGUGGCAGGCGCUGAAGGAGAUUGAGAAGGCGAAAAAUAUGCUCCGGCUUUCUCAAGCUCAGCACGAUCUGUGGGAUGAGGCUAUUGCUCUGGGGAGACAGAAGGUGAGGGUCUUUGAGAGCAAGGGGAUGAAGGGGACGCUCAAGAUCGAGCUUGCUAGGGAGCUCUCCUCUAGGCUUGAAGACUUCAAUCUGCGAGUCCAGAUUGGACUCAAGAAGGGGACUUUUAAGGGUUAUUAUUCUCUGCACUGA